AUGGCACGGGGUCACCCCACAGCGGGGUCAAGGCCCCACGAGGGGGACACGGCCCCACAGCAUGGGGGUCACAGCCCCACAGCAUGGGGGUCACCCCAGGCAUGGGGGGUCAGCCCCACAGCAGGGUCACAGCCCCACAGCACAGGAAACACAGCCCCACGGC
Messenger RNA from Opisthocomus hoazin, 163 nucleotides. The record is from RefSeq and is a predicted model, not a curated record. Lineage: Eukaryota; Metazoa; Chordata; Aves; Opisthocomiformes; Opisthocomidae.